Molecule: messenger RNA, 2276 nt
Organism: Drosophila takahashii
Lineage: Eukaryota; Metazoa; Arthropoda; Insecta; Diptera; Drosophilidae
Gene: Prp3
Product: pre-mRNA processing factor 3
Biological process (GO): mRNA splicing, via spliceosome
Cellular component (GO): U4/U6 x U5 tri-snRNP complex
Source: RefSeq, a predicted model, not a curated record
GAAUGACAACCCCGAUUUAACAACCCUGUUCUCGUCUCGAAGAGAUUUUCUUCACCCGAAAAUAUACAAUUUGUGUGUUUUCUUUUUGCCAAAUCGCUGAUUUAAACAAUCGAGGAAUGUGCCAAGCCCUCGGUAAAUAACCUUUACUUUUUAGUUCGACCCAUUUAAUUGCGAAUUAUGUCGUCCAUUAUCACGCGCAAGGAUGGCGACGUCGACGAGCGUAAAUUGUCCAAAAAGCGCGCUGCCGCCUCAGAUUCCAGUGGAAAUAAUGGUGGUGGCGCCAUCGAGGCGCCCAAGAAAUCCCGCUUCGAUGUGCUGGACAAGAAUGGCGGUGGCGCCGGCGACCCCAAAGAGGAUGCGACUGUGUCCGCCUCGCUGAGCUCCACGCAGAUCAAGCUGAUGAUGGCCCAUGCCCAGCGGGAGAUCGAGGAGCGCAAGCGGGCGCUGAGCAAUCUGCGGGACAAGGAUCCCCUCCUGGCUUCCGUGCCCUCGAUCGGCAUGCCCGUGGCCCUGGCCACCCAGGCGCUGUCCAAGAAACCGACGCCCGAGGACUCCGAGAAGGCCCGUAAGAUUGCCGAGCUGCAGGCGCAGAUUAGGGCCAAGCUAACCGGCAAUUUGGCCAAUUUAAUUCAACCCACUGCGGUGGCAGCUGCAGCUGCAGCCGCCGCCCAGGCGCAGGAGCGCCCGAAGCCACUGAUCCUGGACGAGGAGGGACGCACUGUGGACAAGAGCGGACGAACCAUCAACAUACCCACGGUGACGCCGACGCUCAAAGCAAACAUUCGCGCCAAGAAGCGCGAGGUGUUCCAGCGCACAACGGGGGGCUUGGGUGAGCGCGGUGAGUCGGCCACUUCUGCCCAGGAUGAGGCGAUCAAGUACUUUGACGACCGCAUAGCCUUGAAGCCAACAGUCAGGAAUAAGAGGACACUGCGGUUCCAUGAACCGGGCAAAUUCCAGCAGCUGGCCGAAAGGAUGCGCAUGAAGAGCCAGCUGGAGCGGCUGCAGAAUGAGAUUUCGCAGAUAGCCCGCAAGACGGGCAUCUCGUCGGCCACCAAGCUGGCUUUGAUUGCUCCCAAGCAGGAUAUGCCCGACGAUGUGCCGGCCAUGGAGUGGUGGGACUCUGUCAUACUCACCCAGGAUCUGGAGACGCUGGACGAGGCUAGCGGUAAGAUAAGCAUUCGCCAGACGGCCAUAAGCAACCUCAUAGAGCACCCCACGCAAAUGAAGCCGCCCAAUGAGCCCAUGAAGCCCGUGUAUCUGCCCGUGUUCCUCACCAAGAAGGAGCGCAAGAAGCUGCGUCGCCAGAACCGUCGGGAGGCCUGGAAGGAGGAACAGGAGAAGAUUCGCCUCGGUUUGGUGGCCCCGCCAGAGCCCAAGCUGCGCAUAUCCAAUCUAAUGCGUGUCCUUGGCUCCGAGGCCGUCCAGGACCCGACCAAAAUGGAACAGCAUGUGCGCGAGCAGAUGGCCAAGCGGCAGAAGGCGCACGAGGAUGCAAACAAUGCGCGCAAGCUGACCAGCGAGCAGAAGAGCGAGAAGAAGCAGCGCAAGCUCAAGGAGGACACCAGUUGCGGCGUGCAUGUGAGCGUUUAUCGGAUUCGCGAUCUGCAGGACAACCAGAGCAAGAAGUUCAAGGUGGAGACGAAUGCCAAGCAGCUGCAGAUGACCGGCAGUGUGGUGCUCUUCCGCGAUUGCUGUGUGGUCGUCGUGGAGGGUGGGCCCAAGCAGCAGAAAAAGUAUCGCCGCCUCAUGCUGACGCGCAUCAAGUGGGAGGAGGACCUGGCCAAGGGCAACGACGGCCAGGACGUGCCCAACUCGUGCGUGCUCGUCUGGGAGGGAACUAGUCAGCGCCGGCACUUUGGCGAGAUCAAGUUUAAGAUCUUCCCGAUGGAGAAAAUGGCCCGCGAGUUCUUUCAAAAGCACCAGGUUGAGCACUACUGGGAUCUGGCCUAUUCCGGGGCUGUCCUCGAGGCCUCCACGGAUCAGCAGUAGACGGGGCGUUGGCUAUGCCACAAAAAGCAUUUUAGGAUUCACUAGGUUAUCUACUACCUACUACCGUACUAAAAAAUUCACUUUCGAAAAGACUAAAGUCUGAAUUGAUGUUUUGAAGCGCUACGCACUUGAUAUGUUAACUUUCUCGGAGCUUUUCGGAACCUUUUGGAAGUGCAAAAAUGAUGAAUAAACGUUUUUCCAGGACUCUACAUGUUUGUUGUAUCAAGUUCAACCUCUUUACUUUAUGUUUUGUAUGGGAAACCAUUAAAAAUGAUCUAUAAAUUCAA